Penicillium canescens is the source of this 1165-nucleotide messenger RNA. RefSeq lists its product as uncharacterized. The transcript is spliced from 2 exons. The coding region runs from base 244 to 1152 and encodes 302 amino acids. NCBI's taxonomy places the organism in Eukaryota, Fungi, Ascomycota, Eurotiomycetes, Eurotiales, Aspergillaceae. The record is from RefSeq and is a predicted model, not a curated record.
CUGGAAUGUGGUUCAUUUAGUCAACGCCAAGGCUUACAUUAGCAGAGUUGCCAUCUCCAUCUUUACAAGAUCAUCCCGAUCUUCACUUCAGCUGUGCACUCGUUCACUCGUUUGGUUCGCGCUGUGUAGAUACGAUUUGUUUCAUCUGAACUGUCUUUGAUUUCGAUCUCUUUCGCAUCCAUUGUAUGCCUUGCCACUCGAUCGUUUCUCGCCGUUUUUUUUCUUCCCGGUAUCCACUCCAACAUGUCCGACGAUGAGUACUACUACGAAUACGAGGAGGACGAUUACCAGUACGCAGAUGAAGUCCCAGAACUAGUCGACGACCUCGCCGCCUCCGCGUACCACGAUGCCACCGGCCUAUUCCUCGACGCGGAUAGCGAUGUAGAAGAUUACUUCGCAGACCUGGAAUACCAAUCAGACGAUUAUUACGAUAACGACCCAACGGCCGACAAAGGUACCGUAAGGGAAAUCGGAACGAAGAAUGCGCCGGCAACAACAAAACGCCAGAUCAAGAAAGCCCAGCCUACAGCCGCAGCAACAAAGACCAAAUCCCCUGUCCUCCUUGACAUCAAAUCUUUCCAAGGCGUAAUCUGGAAAACGCCCAGUCUGGAUCGGGACCAGGACGUCGCCAUCCUCUACGAACCGCACACGGGCGAACAAGUCGCGCUGUUGAAGAACUGGCGGGAGGAAUUCAAGCAUUCCCAGCCUGCGCUGGAUAAAUCGCGAUUGAAGAGGCGACGGGUGGAGGAAUCACUGGCAGCGGUUGACGCGUCACUGUCCGAGGCGGAUAAUGAAAUGGAGCCUGAAGAAGUCGAAGGUGAAGGCGAUGAACCCGACAGCUCCGAUGAAAUGGACGAUUCUGCGUCGCGCGAUGAGUCCAGUCUCGACACUGGAGAUGCUUCAAAUACAACACCUGACACGGAUUGCGUCCUUUCCAUGAAACUGCCUUCGCCACCGAAGGUCGUGAUCCCGGUUAAGAGAGGGCGGAAGCGGAAAGCGGUGCCGCAGCAGGAUGUUCCUGGUGAGGAUACAGCGCCGCCCAGGGCGAAGAGGGUUGAGUCUCGGAAAGGUGGGAGUGAUACGGCUAAGGCCAAAGGGCCUGGUGGUUCGACUGGACCGCCUGUGCGCAGGUCGGCUCGGCAGAAGAAGUAGAGUCGACCUGCUG